UGUACGCUAUAGGUACCAGUAACGCGUGAAGUUACCUACGCUCUUGUAUUAUUAAAUUCUGUAUCCAUGUGUCCACGGAUUCGUCAUCACUUGAAUGUGUAGUUGUAGUACACCGAAGACCGUGAGUGAGACACCUAUAUCAUCAUUUAUACUCCUUAACGUACGGUACUGUUGAAUAAAACAGUGGAUUUUUUUAACAAUGACAUGGUGAUACAUUAUUGAAAAAGUUCUUUUUACUAUUUUUAAAUUAACUUAAAUACGUUUCAUCAAUACAGGGACCAUGAAGUGUUUAAUAUUUAUUCUAUUAGUGUCAGCGCUUUACGUAUCAGCCGUUCGAAUACUGGGCUAUAUGCAAGGUCCAUCGCCGCCGCGCAUGAUAAAACAACCACCGACAGAUGAAUUACUAUUUCAAGUAGCGCAGCAAAAUGAAAAUGAAAAGCCAUUUGUUAUUGAGUGUGAAGCCGAAGGAGAUCCAGCACCAACCUAUCAAUGGAUAAAAAAUGGUAAAUUCUUUAACUAUGCGGCGUAUGAUGACCGUAUGUCAACCCAACCUGGUCGCGGUAGUCUUGUGAUUGCUAAACCGCGAGACGAAGAUGUGGGACAGUACCAAUGUUUUGCAGUAAAUGAGUGGGGAACAGCGACGUCCAACUCGGUAUUCGUACGGAAAGCAGAGUUGAAUGGGUUUCAAGAGACUGAAAUAAAAACAGUGACUGCUAAUGAGGGUGAUCCAUUUCAUCUGACUUGUUCUUCACCUGAUGGUUGGCCAAAGCCAAAUGUUUAUUGGCUACUUCAAGACUAUCAGGGUAAUAUUAAGUCUAUUAAUAAUUCCCGUAUGACCCUUGACCCGGAAGGAACUUUGUGGUUCAGUAACGUUACCCGAGAUGACGUAUCCGAAGACUUUUACUACAUGUGUAUGGCUAUGCUUCAAUUUCGUAGUGAAUUGAAGCUUGGCAACAAAAUUUUGUUAAAUGUUAUAUCAGCUGGAUCUUCAAACAGUCACAACAAGCAUGAACCAGUAAGACAGUAUGUGACUCGUAAAAAUGAAGUUGCUUAUCGUGGGAAGAAAGCUGAAUUGUUCUGUAUAUUUGGUGGUACACCUCUACCAGAAGUAAUUUGGAGUAAAGAUGGAGAACGCAUAAAAACCUCAGACCGUAUAACACAUGGUAAUUACGGGAAGUCAUUGAUAUUAAAACGUGUUGAUUUUAAAGAUGAGGGCGCGUAUACAUGUGAAGCCUCUAAUGGUGUUGGGCGUGCUACUUCAUAUUCAAUUAAUUUACAAGUUAAGUCAGCACCAUACUUUACUGUUGAACCGGAUAUUGUAAAUGCCGCUGAAGAUGAAACUGCUACUUUUCAUUGUGAAGCUCAUGGUGUACCUAAACCAGAUAUUAAAUGGAUUUUCAAUGGUAAACCUAUUGCAGAAGCACCUGACAAUCCAAGACGAGAAAUUAUGACUAACUCAAUCACCAUUAGAAAUUUAACAAAACAUGAUACUGGUAAUUACGGUUGUAACGCAACCAAUUCUAAUGGUUAUAUUUACAAAGAUGUUUAUGUCAAUGUACAGACUAUACCAGCUGAAAUAAACCUACCACCGAUGGAUAAAGAGACAGUUGACGGUAAAAAUAUUAUUAUGACAUGUAGAGUAACUGGCUCUCCAAAACCAGCAGUCAAGUGGAUACGCAAUAAUCAAGAAUUAACUGGUGGACGUUACAAGACUAUGGAAAGUGGGGAUUUAAAUAUUACUAAUGUUGGUUUUAUGGAUUCAGGUGCUUAUACUUGUCUUGCUACUAAUAAAUUUGGAAAAGACGAAAAGAGUGCUUCACUGGUUGUUAGAGAACGAACAAAAAUCACAGAUGAACCUGAGGAUUAUGAAGUUUAUGCGGGAUCUCCAGCAACUUUCAGAUGUAAUGCUAUCACGGAUUCGACUCUAGAGUUAGAAAUAGAAUGGCUGAGAAAUAAUAAAACAAUUGACUUCGAAGUUGAACCUCAUUUUGUACUCACAAGUGAUCAUUCUCUCACAAUAACUAAAACAACAGAAUUAGACUCUGGUAUUUAUACUUGUGUAGCCAAGACAGAAUUAGAUGAAGCUACCGCCUCAGCAACUCUCACUGUUCAAGACAAGCCAAAUGCUCCAGAAUUGAAAGAAAUACGGUGUCUUGAAAAAGAAGCCCGAGUAAAAUGGGCAUCUAUGGGUGAUAAUCGAGCACCUAUUUUACAUUAUAUAGUAGAAUACAAUACCAGUUUCACACCUGAUUCCUGGGAAGUCGUUCGCGAUGACAUCCCUGGUACUACUUUAACCUUUGAAGCACCGAUGACCCCAUGGGCUAACUUUACAUUCCGUGUUAUUGCUGUAAAUAAAGUUGGUAAAUCGGAGCCUUCGUUACACAGUCAACCUUGUACAACUUCAGCGGGUAGACCAUACAAAAAUCCACUCAAUGUUAUGGGUAAUGGAACAGAUCCACAUAAUAUGGUUAUCUCUUGGACAGCAAUGCCACAAAUCGAACAUCAUGCACCAAGAUUUUCGUACCGUGUUAGUUGGAGAGAAGAUAUACCUGGUAAGGAAUGGAACAAUGUAGAUAUUUCUGAUUGGCGAAAAAAUCGUUAUUUAAUUGAAAAUCUACCAACUUAUCAAAGGUAUCAGAUAAAAGUUGUUGCGAUUAAUGAGAUUGGAGAGGCUUUAGAAGAGCCUAAAAUAAUUAUUGGUUAUUCCGGUGAAGAUGUACCUACACAAGCACCGGGUAAUUUUACUUGUCAAGAAGUACGUUCGAGUACAACUGCUUUUCUUACAUGGACAGCAGUACCUCUAGAAACCGUUAGAGGUGAAUUACGAGGAUACAAACUCCAAACAUGGACAGAAAAAGAUGCCGAAGAAGGCAUGCGUGAAAUAACAAUUCCGGGUGCUAAUACUACACAAGCAAUUGUCGAUAAAUUUGUUCCUUAUACUAAAAAUUAUGUUAAAAUUUUAGCAUUUAAUGGCAAAUAUAAUGGCCCACCAUCUGAAGCUGUUAUUUUUGAUACACCUGAAGGUGUACCUGGUACUAUACUGAGCUUAGAAGCAUACCGGGUCGGCUCAAGCGCUCUUUUCCUGAUGUGGAAUCCACCAGUCGAGACAAAUGGAGUUUUAACGGGCUACAGAAUUUAUUAUCAAUAUGUAGAUGGUACUUCACUGGGACCUUUAUUAGAACGACAGCCUCACGUUACCAGGCCAGAGGUAACUUCUGCUAAACUAGCAAGUCUUAGGCCUGAAACGAAAUACCGUGUACACGUCCGCGCGACAACACGUGCUGGUGAAGGUGGUGAUCUUUACAUUGAUGCCAACACUGAGCGUUCCAAAAAACCUGACGUUCCACGAUUCCAAUAUCAAGUUAUUUCUAGAGAAAGUGGAUACGUUACUAUUAAAGUAAUUAGGGAACCUAAUAUUCCUGGCUACCCAGGAAGUCAUUUCUUCGCCAGAUAUAAGCUCAGGGGUGAGACUAUUUCACUUUCAACAGAUCCAGAAUUUUUGAGCCACGAACUUGAGAUUAGAGGACUUUUGAGUGGUGAAAUAUACGUUGUAUCUAUUGUUGCUGUUGACGGCGAUUAUUUGACUGAAAGUGAUCCUCAAGAAAUAGAAACUAGUAUUGAGGGUCCAAUUAUACAACCGAAAGAAAAUGUUGCUACUGCUGGAUGGUUUAUCGGCAUGAUGUUGGCCAUUGUCUUUCUUUUAAUGGUGCUGAUAAUUGUCUGCAUAAUAAAACGCAACCGCGGUGGUAAAUACGCGGUCCAUGAACGUGAAUUAGCUGCAGGGCGAGGUGAUUAUCCCGAAGAAGGCGGAUUCCACGAGUACUCACAACCUCUGGAUACUAAAUCAGCCGGAGGCCGUACUUCACUGGCAUCAUCAUCUCAUCACGACGGAAAGCAUCCGGAAUCUGAUACCGAUUCGAUGGCCGAAUACGGCGAAGGUGAUACCGAAGGUAUGAAUGAAGAUGGGUCCUUCAUUGGUCAAUACGGACGUCAAAGGAAGCAGGAGCCAAAUGCACAAGCAUUCGCGACGUUAGUUUAAGGACGUUUCACAGAAGACGGAUCGUUUAUUGGUCAGUAUGGACCAAAAGGAAGGCCUGAUGAAACACCGUCAAUUCCAACAGGUUCGAUGGCUACUUACGUCUAAUUGUCAUCGUGUCUUCUAUCGACAACUUGAUCUUCGUAUGUUAAACUUUUCACUAUUGUGUAUAGUAAUAAAUACAAAGUAAAAUCGUGGUCAUAUUAAAUAUGAGGCCGGUAUUUCUUGCCUGCCGAUGCAGCCGCUCUGUAAAACACUUUUGCGCCGUGCGCAACGUCCAUUCUUUACUGCCAAUUUAGAUUUUUUAUUUUUGGGUUUUAUACGUACUAAAUCAUCUCUAGAGACAUUGACUGAUCAUAAAAAUUCAUAUUCAAAUUUUUAUUGAAUUAGGUUAAUGGUAGCUAUUAAUUUAAAUGAACAACAAAUAAGUAUUCUAAUGUCGUUUGAUUUAGAUUU
This is a messenger RNA of Cotesia glomerata, 4492 nucleotides long. RefSeq names its product neuroglian (gene Nrg). Gene Ontology annotation, biological process: brain development; cell-cell adhesion. Bases 281 to 4039 code for a protein of 1252 amino acids. The transcript is spliced from 9 exons. NCBI's taxonomy places the organism in Eukaryota, Metazoa, Arthropoda, Insecta, Hymenoptera, Braconidae. The record is from RefSeq and is a predicted model, not a curated record. Gene Ontology annotation, molecular function: cell-cell adhesion mediator activity.